AUGUCUGAUCCACAAUACUACCUUGCGGAAGCUGAGAAGCUCCUUAAAACACAACUGGGAUUCUUACUGUUCUUAUCUGGUAGUUCUUCUUCCAUGCGUCAAGAAGAAGCCACUGACUUUAUCAUUCAAGCUGCCAAUCUGUAUCGUUUAAAGAAACAGUUUGAGAAAGCUGGUGAACAGUUCGUUAGAGCUGCUGAUAUACAACAUAAGUUAGGCAAUCAUAAUGACUCAGCCAAUAACUUGAUUGAAGCUUACAAGUGUUAUAAAGGUGUUUCACCCACUGAUGCUAUUGAUUCAUUAAAGAAGGCAAUUCAUAUCUUUUUAACCCAAAAUGGUCAAUUCAGAAGAGCAGCUAACUUCACUAAUGACUUAGCUGAAUUAUAUGAAUCGGUAGGAGAUACUCCUAAUGCUAUUCAAAGUUAUGAACAAGCUGGUGAUUAUUUCACUACUGAUAAUUCUGAAGCUUUAGCUAAUAAGGCAUUCCUUAAAUGUGCUGAUUUAUCAGCGUUAAAUGGAGAUUAUAAAAAGGCCAUUGAAUUAUAUGAUGUGAUUAUAAAACAACUGGUGGGAAAUUCAUUAACUCGUUGGAGUUUAAAGGAUUACUUCUUUAAAGAUGUAUUAUGUCUUUUAUGUUUAGGUGAUCCAAUUGAAGCUCCUAAAAAAGUUGAAAAGUUUCUUGAAGAUGAUCCAAGUUUCCAACAAACUAGAGAAUAUAAAUUAAUACAGGAUAUCUUUGAAGCUAUUGAUAAGGGUGAUCUUGAAGGUUUCUCUGAUAAAGUGUUUGAAUAUGAUCAAUUUAGUAAACUUGAUAAAUUGAAAACUCAAUUAUUAUUGAAAAUUAAAACUUCGGUGGUUGAUAAAGAUGAUGAUGAAUUAUUAUAA
This is a messenger RNA of Scheffersomyces coipomensis, 882 nucleotides long. RefSeq lists its product as uncharacterized. Bases 1 to 882 code for a protein of 293 amino acids. Gene Ontology annotation, cellular component: vacuolar membrane; SNARE complex. The transcript has a single exon. Gene Ontology annotation, molecular function: soluble NSF attachment protein activity; syntaxin binding. Lineage: Eukaryota; Fungi; Ascomycota; Pichiomycetes; Serinales; Debaryomycetaceae. The record is from RefSeq and is a predicted model, not a curated record. Gene Ontology annotation, biological process: SNARE complex disassembly; intracellular protein transport.